Molecule: messenger RNA, 7616 nt
Organism: Scatophagus argus
Lineage: Eukaryota; Metazoa; Chordata; Actinopteri; Scatophagidae
Gene: ankfn1a
Product: ankyrin repeat and fibronectin type III domain containing 1
Exons: 25
Coding region: 370-4896 (1508 amino acids)
Biological process (GO): regulation of establishment of bipolar cell polarity; establishment of mitotic spindle orientation
Cellular component (GO): spindle
Molecular function (GO): protein binding
Source: RefSeq, a predicted model, not a curated record
UUUUUACUUCAGAAAGCCUGUACCUUCCACGGAGGAUUUGACGUUUUGUUUUGGAGCUUCUCGUUCACUUUUCGCCGUUAAUUGGCUGCUGCGGAGUGUGAGUCAGAACGGUAUUGAGGCUCGGCCCUCCCAGAUGUGGGACUGGGCGUCUGUGCGGUGAUUUAACCACAGUGAAAUCUGAGCCCGCUCCGGCCUCGCCGACUGUAUUUUGGGAUGUUUUACAUGGGGCAGGACAAAGACACGUUACCAGGCGGGAGCCCAGUGUGAGCAGAUGUUUCUGCUCUGGGAAAAGAAGAAGGAGAAGAGGAAGAAGAAGAAGCGACAUCAUUUCUGCAGAAGAAGGGAGACUGAAAGACGAUAUGGCUGAAGAUGUCCGUGGACUCUGAAAAUUCUUGUGUUUUGCUGUCAUCUCGAGACUCCAGGACCUCCUGCAUCUUCCAGACCGCAGAUGAGAAAGAUGACAUCCCAGGAGUUGGCGAGGAGAGUGUCCUGGAGAUGCUGAGCUACUCCAAGUUCUCUGACCUGGAAACAUGGCUAUGCAUGCCGUCCUCGUUGCUGCUGUCCAGAGCUCUGGAAUCCACCCGCAACUCCUCCUCCUCCUGUGCCUCCUCUUCCUCACAUGCAUCCAACCACUCGUCCCCGCCGAUCUCCUCCUCGUCCUCCUCCCCGAAGUCCAUCUCCCGCCGCUCCACCUGCAGCGAGCCAGGAGAGACCGACACACCACUGAGGUCAUCAGAGAGGGAGUCCACCUUCCUCUCCUCUGCACCGGGGAAGGAGACGCCAUUUCUGGCUGCAUCGCUCCUCCCUGUCCUGUCCUCCACCCCUGUUGCUGCAGUGCUGAGUACUGGGACGUCAGCGGCAGACUCCACCCCCCAGACCGGGGUCAGCAUCAGGAAGCGGAGGCGGCUCGCUGCCAGUCCUGGAGGGCUGCACUGGAACUCUGCAGGUUCGGUGCAACGCGACUUCUGGUCACCUGAUCUGCCGUCAGUGUCGGGUGGGAACACGGCGGCAGCAGCAGGAGGUGGACGAGGUGGAGCGGGUGUAGGUGGGGGUGCGAGGAGCCUCCCCCUGUCUGGGGGAGGCGAGGAGGCCUGGUCCAAUGAGCAUGUGGCUUUGAGGAAGACGAUUUCGGUUGACGAACGACUCCUGCAACCAACGAGCGGCGAGCAGCCUCACCUGAGGCUGUUGAGUCGACUGGAGAGAGGCAGGAAGAAGCUUCGCAACAUCCACAGUCUGGGAACCGCCGGCAGAUACGACUCCAGGAAAAAGUCUGACAAUAGGAUCUCUCGGUUGGCCCAGAGGUGGAACCAGAGGCCAGCUGGAGAUGCUCUGAUCAAAGACCUGAAGCCUCUGUUUUACACAGGAAUCCCGCGAUCCUCACUGAGCUUGGACAGACGCCUCCCAGGUGUUAUGACCCAGCAAAUGCAGAACCUGCAGUUGUCUCAGACCAGGAAGUGCCCCGGUGGGCCGGCCUCCCCCAACGCCGCCAAGCGCCUCUACCGGAACCUGUCGGAGAAGCUACGAGGAAGCACCUCCUCCUUCGAAGAUGCCUACUUCUUCGGCAAGACGGACCGCCUCCGCAAAGCCUCGCAGACCAUGCAGGGCAGCGACUGUAUCUUUGAGGCGGUGGAGCAACAGGACCUGGACGCGGUGCAGAUCCUCCUCUACCAGUUCUCGGCCGAAGAGCUGGACCUCAACACCCCCAACAGCCAGGGUCUGACGCCGCUGGACAUCGCCAUCAUGACCAACAACACGCCCAUUGCCAAACUGCUGCUGAAGGCUGGCGCCAAGGAAAGUCCACACUUCGUGAGCGUGGAGAGUCGGGAGGCCCACCUGAGCUCUCUGGUGGCGGAGGCCGAGCGGCGGGCGGCGGACCUGGCGGCUCAGGCGCAGAGGGACGGCUUGUCUCUGGAGGCCUGCCACAAGGACAAACAACUGAGAGCCUGGGAGUGGAGGAGCAAGCUGUACAAACGCAUGAGGACGGGCUUCCAGCACGCACGUCCCCCGGAGGCCCCGACGAUGGUUCGUCUGAGCGUGAGCAGUAGCACCACACUGACUGUCACCUUCCAGGAACCGCAGUGCCUAAACUCCACUGUGGUGACCAAAUACAGAGUGGAGUGGAGCUGCCUGAAGGACUUUUCGCUGCUUGCUGGAGAGAUGGUGUUGGAUAAUCUGCAGACUCUGAAGUGCAUCAUUGGCAGCCUCACCACGGGUCGGCUCUACUACGUCCGAGUGUCGGCCUACAACAUGAAGGGCUGGGGUCCUCCGGCCUCCUCCCUGCCUCCGUCUGCUGCUCCCUCCAAUUGGAGGGAGAGCGACGGUCGGGAGCCGAGGAGGCGAGGCCACAUCGAGGCCAUGGAGCGUCUGCUGCAGCAGGUCCGAGCGACUCACACACACUACUGCUGUGGAGACACAUCAAAGCUCCAGAACCCGAGCAGGAAGCAGUCCGUCUCCAGAAGUCUGAAACACCUCUUCAACUCCUCCAACAAGUUUGUGAAGACGCUGAAAAGGGGCAUCUACCUGGCAGCCGUGUUCUACCAUAAGGACAGUUUACUGGUGACGGCCGAGGACCAGGUCCCCAUCGUGGAGGUGGACGACUCCUACAGCAGCUCCCUCAUGCAGGACUUCCUCUGGUUCACGAAGCUGUCCUGCAUGUGGGAGGACGUCCGGUGGCUGAGACAGAGUAUGUCGGUGUCGAUGUCGUCGUCCUCCACCCUGCAGGCCAGGCACAAGAUGCUCACCGCCGCCGGCCAGCUGCAGAGCCUCCUGGGAACUCACAACCUGGGAAGAGUCCACUACGAGCCCAUCAAGGAUCGCCACGGCAACGUGCUGCUGGUGACCAUUCGCGACCUGGAGAGCCAGCACUCGCUGUUCAGCGGGAAGUGGAUGCAGGUGACCAAACUGCAGAGCCAGAGGAAGUCUCUGUCCACGCCCGAGGAGCCGUACGCCCUCGACAUCCUCAUCAUCACCAUACAGGACAUCUUGGCGUACCAGCGGCGCAGCACUCACCGCUUGGCCCCGGGCCUCUACCUGGGCUACCUGAAGCUCAGCAGCUCCGUGGACCAGAUCAAAGUGCUGGUGUCCCAGAGGACCCCCAACAUGCUGUGUCAUAGCCGUGUACGAGAGAACGCCAACGUGUCCAGGGAGGAGUGGGACUGGAUCCAGACGCUGUCGGCCGCAGGAGAGAAGGAGCGUGCCGGCGAGGAGAGCGAAGAGGCGGGGCCCAGGCCUGAAAGCUCCGCCCCUUUACUGUACUACGAGCUGCAGACGGCGAUCAAGUCUCUGCUGAAACACAUCAACCUACCUCUGCACCAGGCGCGUCACUUCCGCCUUUACAGUCAGGAGGUGGUGGAGCUCGGUCACGGCGUCUCCUUCCUGCUGCUGCUGCCGGCGGCCGACGACGUCUGCUCCGCCCCCGGACAGUCCAACCCGUACACCCCCCUGUCAGGGUUCCUCCACAUCCCACUGCAGAUGUUCGAACUCGUGCACUUCUGCACCUACAAAGACAAGUUCAUCAGUCUGUACUGCCGUCUGUCCUCCGUCCUGGACCUGGACGCCCUCAUUACCCAGCAGGCACUGCGAGAGGCCAUCACUGACAGCGAGGUGGCCACAGCCAAGCAGAGGCACCAGCUCAUACUGGACUACAUCCAGCAACUGGACGAGAUGCGUCGUGAUCUGCGCUGGAUCACAGACGCCCUGCAGUGCGCCCGUUACAAACAGCCCCGCGGCGGCGUGCCGGUCACCUGCCUGGUGGACGCCAACGCUCCGAAUAGCGACUCCGGCCAGCAGAAGACCGACUCCACCUCCUCGACCAUGGACUACCUGCCCACACCCUCCCCCUCACCUGAACUCCACAGGAGGAAAGCCAUCAGCGACUCUCUGCUCGGUUCAGAUGAAGACGGGUCCUCGGAGGUGUUUCUGCCUACAGACAGCGACUACGACUCGAGCGACGCCCUGAGCCCCCGCGAGCUGGACCUGCUCUACUCUCCACCCCAGGACCUGUCCCAGCAGGCCGUGCACUCGCUGGGCGGCAGCGCCCCCGACGUGCUGCAGAUCCACGAGCUCAGGUACAGCGUCUGCCCGCCGAAAGACCUCCCUCUGUCCUCGGUGGUGAAGGAUCCCAAACCUAAAGACGCUCCUCUCUCCUCACCCCUCCUUCCCCACUCCCCCUCUCUAUCCAAAGACUUCCCUCUCUCUCCCUCAGGUCUGCCUCGCUCUCCCUCUCUCUGCAGGACCCUCCCCACCUCUCCGUCCGUCCCCUUGUCCCCCAGAUUCUCCAAAGACCUUCCUCUGUCCCUCCCGCUCUCCCCGGCACUGUCUGACACCACCAAGACUCUGGAGGGUCUCUCCCUCUCCAGGAGCCACCAGGAGGGCGUCGCUCCCCUGAGGGCCCUCGCCAACCCCCCUGCCAAACGCAAACUUCUCUCCAGGAGCCACCGCGGCCAGUACUUCAGCGGGCCCCAGCGCUGGCUCAGGGGCCACAGUGGGGACAGCCACAGCGUAUCUUUAUCUGAGGGCAUCUACACCAAGCAGUUCGACCCAGACCUGCCUCUGCCCGGGGACCUGCCCUCCCUCCAAGGCACCACCUACGUGAGCCACGCCUCCUGCAUCCUGGAGAGCCGGAAGGGCCGACAGCGUGAGCCGCGGCCCCACGUCCGCAGGAUCUUUGUGGAGCCCUGUAAGGAGCUGUCGCCGGGUCACGAGAGGAGGUGCUGGGAGGAGGAGCAGAGGCCAGAAGAGAAGGAGAAGGUGACGGCUGCAGGCGUGUCGGUGGUCGUGGCACAGGCGGAAUCUGGACGGGAGGGGGAGGAGCCAGAGGGAGCUUCAAACCAGGAUGUAGACUCAGAUGACCAAACAAAUGCGCAGGUGUCAGAGAUCCUCAGCAGCACACUGUGAGACCGGUCAGCAGGUUCAGACACUCUGUUUAAAGCUACGCUGGGCAGCUGUUUUAAAACACAGCCAGCAGGAUCAGGACCCCCAGGUACUGGUCCAGCAGUCUGACUCAGCCAUCCCAGAUCUACUUUACUUGCACACAUGUGCCAUGUGGUUGAGUCGGGACACUUGAAACCCUGAGUUGUACUUAUUUCUAACUGUGUAAAAGUUAAAGACUAGACUUCUAUGAUUUAAUAUGAGAUUUGUAGUCGUAGAAGGACACAGCUGACGUUGUUCUCUGCCGUUCAGUUAGUGAGUUAAUAAAACUUGUGAUCAUCGUGUGAAAACCUGCCCAGUGUAGCUUUAACACGUCCUCGAAGCUGGACGACGCGUGUGUGCGUGUGUUACGCUGAGCUGCACCCCCGCAGACUGUAAACUAAAGUUGCUGGUUCAACUCCGCCACACCUCAGAACCCAUGGCAUCGACUGUUACAAACAGAAUAAUCAAUGCAACAGCAAACCGAGCACUGCUUCUCCGAUCAGGAACUUUGCACACUUUGACUGUACGUCAACCAAAAAAACGGUGAUUCGAUUGAUUGUGGCUCGUCAGAAAUUCCAACGUUUAUUUCCCAGUUGAGUUAAAUUUUCUGAACUCCUCUCGAAGUUUCCUGCCGAUUCUUUUGCCGUGGUGGUCUUCAGAGCACGGAUUCUCCUCGACUUGAAGUGAAUGUACAGUUCAGCCUGUUUGUGUGGUCUCCUGUCACUUUGAGCUGCUCCUGUCGGGUCUUGAUGUGAUUGAAUAAACCUGUGGUCAGUCUGAAGAUAAAGAAUUAUAUCUAUGUAUAUAAAUAUAUAUGAGACUGAGUUUGAGACACACGAGACCUGCCUCAGUCCCUGCAGUCAGACCACUAUGAACCUGAAGAGUAUUUUUAUAGUCUCAGAUUAAAGACAUACUGUUUUACCUGAGAUGCUGAGGAUCCGUUGCAGCUGUAUUAUGUUGGCAUGACGUCGUUUGUAGUUUGUCGUUUUGUUCUGGACUGAAGCUUCGUGUCCACUUUGUACCUCCGAUGUCAGGGCUCGGGGGGUCAGGACACGACUGAAAACCGUAUGCACUUUGCCGGACUCUGAUGCUGUUUGUGUUGUGCUGUUGUGUUGACUCUUUGUUCAGCUUCCUCCACAGUCACUGCGAUGUUUCCUCGAAGGCUGGCGGUGCGUUCAGUGUCACAGAGAAGUGACGUAACACUCGGUCGGUUUGAGAGCUGUGUGAACAGGUUCUUCAAAUAUAUGCACGCUGUUUUUAAAGUGCGUUUUUAAUGUUUGCACAUAGCAAUUAUGGAAUAAAAGCUAAUUGAAUAUAUUUGAUGCAACUGGGCAUUAACUGUGGCAGCUUCUAUCAUUAAUGACUGUUUACUGAAGUGUUGAUGAUAAAGACGUGUGAAGUAUUCAUGUACACGUUUUGUUCUUGUUUGAAUGUGUAGCACAGUUCAGCUUUACAACCUGACAUGCACUAACGAUACUGACGCACCACAACAAGUCUGUACUGCGGUCGUCUCUUCAUGUGAAGUUAAUACGUUCAGUCGCUUCUUUGACGACAGUUUAAAAAAAACAUCAUUUCUGUACGUUUAGUACGAAGCUAAAGCCAAGAAGUGAUUAGCCUAGCUUAGCAUUAAGAAUGUAACAGAUCUGUGCAAAGUUUAAAACUCCUUCCAAUCAAAUCGGUGCAUCUCAUCUGUUCAGUCUGGACGCAAACAAACAAAGAGCCAGGCUAGCAGUUUCCCCCUGCUUCCAGUCUUUAUGCUAAGCUAAGCUAACCUUUGUAAACUGUGUGCUGAACACCAGGCAUGAGACUGACGUCCAUCUGAGCACGUUCCCCUCACAUAGAAAGAGAAUAAACAUGUUGAGCUGUUCCUUUAAAUCUGUAACGUGGUGUUUUGUUGGUUACCAUAACGUUGUGCUCACUGAAGUAAGAAACACGAGCAGCAGCCUCCAGCGCCACCUUCUGGACAAACAACACUUUACAUAACUCAGCUUAUUUACUAAAAAACAUGGAAAUGCACCUAAUUCACAUUUUGUUUUUGCAGCUUUUCAAAAGUUUGCUUCAAAUUUGCUUCACGAUUAGAAAACAGCUGAUGUGUAACAACUUGGUUCAAAGACUCUCGAUUGAGAUUUGAAAUUUUCACUUCAUUAGUAAAUGUGGGACUGAAAUGACUCAAAUCUUUAUUUAAAAUAACGAAUCGGACGAUGAGAGCAGUAAACGCUGGAGGACACUCGGGGACCUUCAUAAGCUGUCUGAUCGUGUUUCUUCUGUCCAGCGACGUCAGUGAACCUCAGAGGGAACCGAAGCUUUCGGGGCACAGGAACUUUGUGAUGGCUGGUUUGAAGCUGUGAUGGCGCUGGCGGGCUGAAGAUGAGCGUCUGAAUGUUUCUCCUUUAGAUGACUUGCUGAAAUGUGAGGACUCUCAGCUUCAGCCUGACACGCAUCACGUUGUGUCUCCGUGUUCCCAUCAGCCCUCUGAGGGACGACCUUCUGUUUGCAUAUCUUUGCAUCACUUUAAUGAACGGCUUUAUGAACCCUGUUUAUUUAUUGGCAGCAAAACCGUGAUUUUUUUAUGGACUGCUUAAAAAAAAUGGCUCCAGUGUUUUCAAGCGUUUUGCAACCUCUGAGCUCACAUGAAUGGAUGUAUUUUAACAAAUGAAAUAAACUUUGUCUCAUGUGGUUGUUCUGAAACCUGAGUUUGUCUUUUG